Molecule: messenger RNA, 1308 nt
Organism: Truncatella angustata
Lineage: Eukaryota; Fungi; Ascomycota; Sordariomycetes; Amphisphaeriales; Sporocadaceae
Product: peptidase M14
Exons: 1
Coding region: 1-1308 (435 amino acids)
Biological process (GO): proteolysis
Molecular function (GO): zinc ion binding; metallocarboxypeptidase activity
Source: RefSeq, a predicted model, not a curated record
AUGAAGUACUCACGGACUUUGGGCCUCCUGAGCCUGGCCUCGCUCUCCCAAGCUUGCCUCACGGAGGAUGAGCGAGCUGGUGUUGUCAGACGUAGUGGGCGUAUUGACCGUCGUGCAAAUACAGGACUGGCAAUCGGCACAGGCGAUCGGUUCUCGGCAGGGUCCAAAUUUCCUCGGGGUUUGGGCACACAGGCAGCCUCUACGGACCCAGGUUUGAUCUUAAACGUUCAAGAGAUUGAGAGCGCCCUCUCCGGAUUGGCCAAAGAGUACGGUCUUGAAACUUUCACGACUCCCUAUCAGACAUUCGAGAAAAGAAGCAUUCACGGUGGGAAGACUGGAAAUGACACGGAUGCGAUUAGUGUCUACAUCAACGCCGGUAUCCACGCACGAGAGCGUGGUGGUCCAGAUAAUCUGCUUUACUUCAUCUCCGACCUGCUGUACGCGAACAAGAACAACGUCGCGUUGACAUAUGGUAGCAAGAGCUACACAGCCGCCCAGGUCAAGACCGCUCUGGCAACCGGAAUUGUCUUUGUCCCAUUGAGUAACCCUGAUGGAGUUGCCUACGACCAAUCCUCAAACAGCUGCUGGAGAAAGAAUCGCAAUACUGCAUCUGCUACAUCCGGACAGGCCGCCACCAUUGGUGUUGAUCUGAAUAGAAACUUUGAUUUCCUGUGGGACUUUCCAAGUCUUUUCGCAACUUCUGUCGCCUCGGGUACUGCCUCAAAGAGGCCGGCCGCAGAGGACUACCAUGGCAAGGCUGCCUUCUCGGAGCCAGAGACGCAGGGAAUCAAGUGGAUUUUGGACGAGCACCCAAACCUUGGUUGGUUUCUCGACCUUCACUCCGACGCAGGCACUGUUCUCUACAGCUGGGGUAGUGAUGAUAAUCAGAGCACAGACCCCAAGAUGAACUUCCUGAACUCGACAUAUAACAAGGCUCGCGGUGUCUCUCCAGACCGUAGUGGCUACGUCUACUCAGAAUACACACCAGCGGCUGACUGGGCCUUGAACCUCGAGACUGCACAGUCCAUAGGCCAGUCUAUGAUCGCCACUACCGGCCGCAAGUACUCGGUGGAACAAGCAUCAGAACUUUACCCGACUUCAGGUGCAAGCGAUGACUACUCCUACUCACGGCAUUUUGUCGACCCCAGCCUGAGCCCGGUUCAUGCCUUUACUGUUGAGUUUGGUUUCAGUAACAGCCAGGCUUCUUGUGGAUUCUAUCCCACUGCUGCACAAUACAAGCAGAGUAUUCUGGAGACGGGAGCUGGUUUCAUGGAACUGCUGCUCGCCGCUGCAGCAAAUCCUGCAUGA